UUUUUACUCGAACUAAUCCCGAUAAAGAAGACGACAACCGCCAUUCGUUGAACGCGCACAUCGGUCUUGUUGUGGGGGACCUUGCAUACCGCUAUUCACCAGAUGAAUCUCGGAAUUUCAAGUUCAUGGUAUUGAAGUCGGCGGUUUUAGAAAAUAAUAAGCCGACUUGCAGGACCAAACUAGCACGCGAAGCAAACCGCUAUGGUGCCCCCGCUUUCCGUCGGGAAGAUCUACUGGCUCUGGCCGCUGAAAAAGGCCAGGAACUCGGCGAGGACCUCGAGGGUUUCCUUGGUGGAUCCCAAACUGAGGGAGCAAAAAGUAGCCCGAAAACGAUCUGUUUUGCUGACAGUACUGGCGGGGUGCCCUUGUUAGACUUCGACACUUCUCCUCAAAGUUCUGGCCUUGGCCUGAAACACGCGGAAGUAUUCAAGCAGCUGUUGUUGCAAGGGGAUGAAAAUGUGCGUAUCCUUGUGCAGCGAUCUUCCUUUGGAGAUCCGAGAGGAAGGGAGGACUGGAAAUCUAACCUCAUCACAGAAGGUAAAUUGGAGGAGGACAUGGUGCACAACAAAAUACAUGCAAUUGUUAAGGCUACUGCUGGAGCAUCCUCAGCACCAUCCCUGGCCCUAAAUUUUCUAUUACUAUUCCAGAAAGAAGCCAGGGUUGCUGUCAGGGAUGCGAACGCGGUAGCUCUAAAAUUGGCUCCGCAGAGUACGCUUUCUUGUUUCCUCGUUGCAGCUUUGUGGCGCACGGGUUCGGAGCCAUGAGCUCUUUCUGGGCAGCCCACGCAGGAGUUCCCGAGGGAUGGUGGGUGCCGCAGCAGCCGCAACCGGAUAAGCGAAUAUGGUUUGCAAGGCAUCGCGAAAUGGUCGCUCAGAUGCGGAGAGCUAAAAAGCAAGGAACUGCUGGAGGCGCCUCGGCCGGAGAUGAACCUCCACCUGCACCAGGUGGCUCUUCUCCGGUCGUCGUGGAAGACGAAGAACACGACCUGCAGCCAUUAGAGAUCAACUUCAGUUCAAACGAAACGCCAGACGAGGAGACUAUCGCAAAGAGAAUUUUGAAGCAAAUGAGCGACUCUACUGCGCAGGACAUCGCGAGAGAGAUCAAGACGGCCGUGGACCACGAAAACUUCGAGGGCGGCGACGAUAAGAAGGCUCCUCUCGGUCCCCAAGCGGUUGCCAAAGAGUUGCUACAAAAGGCGUUGGAGGUGGAUGUCCAAUCGUCCUUACGACACUAGACACUUGAUGUUGUGGUAGGGGAACGAUCCCCUAGACACUUCCACUUGAUGCAGUUGUGUUAGGGGAUCGAGUGGAUGGCUGCUUGUGCGUGGAAAGAAGCGAAUGAGAAAGAGAUUUGGAGGAAAAUAUAGGAAGAGAUUGGAGAAUAGAGGCUUCUGAUUGUGCGGGCAAACGAAAUUGCAUUAUACCCGAAUAUAGUCACGUAUGGUAUUUGAUCUGAAAAAGAAUGAAGUCGAUGAAAGACCUAGUAAAAGUAGACAGCUGAAGAUGGUGGAUUGAAGAUAUUAAAUAAGUAGCACAUUUAUGAAUAGCAAUAAGAAUAAGAAAGAGCGAGCGCGAGGGGCGCGGAUCAAUACUAGACUUAUCGCAUUUUCCUUUGGUUUUCAAGUACUGCGCCGCGAAGUAUCUUAAGACUUACAUCGCGGCACGUCUUUCGGUCGGAGUGCCCGCGGGGUGUGUGGUGUUUGAUCCCUCACAUCUGGGUCCGCCCUGGUGCAUAAAUUUGGGCCCGGCGCAUUCUCCUCGUCCGCAGUCUUGUCUUCCAGUUCAUCCAAAGGCUCAAACUAAAUAAAAGCGUGGCGCUUCAACGACUCGCGCAGGCUACCCGACUACAGUCACGCGUUUGAUCUGAAAAGAAACGAAGCCGAUGAAAGACCUAGUAAAAGUAGACAACUGAUGGCGGAUUGGAGAUAUUAUAAGUAGCACAUUUAAGAAUAGCAAUAAGAAUAAGAAAGAGCGAGCGCGAGGGGCGCGGAUCAAUACUAGACUUAUCGCAUUUUCCUUUGGUUUUCAAGUACUGCGCCGCGAAGUAUCUUAAGACUUACAUCGCGGCACGUCUUUCGAUCGGAGUGCCCGCGGGGUGUGUGGUGUUUGAUCCCUCACAUCUGGGUCCGCCCUGGUGCAUAAAUUUGGGCCCGGCGCAUUCUCCUCGUCCGCAGUCUUGUCUUCCAGUCCAUCCAAAUGCUCAAACUAAAUAUAAGCGUGGCGGCUCAACGACUCGCGCAGGUUAAUAUUAGAUAUAAACUCACUAGAUGAUGACGAAGCGAAGAAAAAACUAUGAUCAGAUCAAACAUUUCCAGCGAAUCUUGUGGGAAAAAA
This is a messenger RNA of Amoebophrya sp. A25, 2333 nucleotides long. The record is from the annotation of a GenBank genome assembly. Lineage: Eukaryota; Dinophyceae; Syndiniales; Amoebophryaceae.